Molecule: messenger RNA, 4107 nt
Organism: Homarus americanus (American lobster)
Lineage: Eukaryota; Metazoa; Arthropoda; Malacostraca; Decapoda; Nephropidae
Product: small conductance calcium-activated potassium channel protein-like
Biological process (GO): potassium ion transmembrane transport
Cellular component (GO): neuronal cell body; neuron projection; plasma membrane
Molecular function (GO): small conductance calcium-activated potassium channel activity; calmodulin binding
Source: RefSeq, a predicted model, not a curated record
AUGAAGGAAAAGAGUCCGGGCCUCUUUGAUGGACUUGGCACUAUCCACACUUCUCCAGCACCAUCCACAUUUCACCAAGACCGUCAAUACUUCUUCAAGAUCAUGAACAUUUUCUUUGAUCAUCCAGACUCCCCCAUGGUCACCAACACACCUCCAGGACUCCUAGCCUUCUUCUCAGGACUCCCAGCCUUCUUCUCAGGACUCCCAGCCUUCUUCUCAGGACUCCCAGCUUUCUUCUCAGGACCCCGGACAAUCCCCCAGGACUCCAGACACUUCUCAGGCGGUCCAUUACAGUAUAUUCCGCCUUUUGCCUCCUACCCAACACCUGCAGGAAGGACACCCAGCUCAGAGGACCUCACGGCUCCCAAGCAAGACAAACACCAGGCUCUGAGUGGCAAACACCAGGUUCUGAGUGGCAAACACCAGGCUCUGAGUGGCAAACACGAGGGCUUGCAUGACGUGUUUGUCCAGCAGACUCAAUCCCACGGGGGCCGAGGCAUUCUCUUGUUAAUUUCCAUCCCUCUAAAUUUCAAGUUUACUCACAAGAUAUUUUUCUCCAUUCUACAGGAUUCCUCCGCCUCUCACGCCUUGAAGACCUUGAUCAGCGUCUCAACAGUCAUUCUUCUGGGGCUUAUAUGUGCCUACCACGCCCUUGAGGUUCAGUUAUUCAUGAUCGACAACUGUGCAGAUGACUGGCGCAUCGCGAUGACCUGGCAGCGCAUCGCUAGGAUAGCCAUGGAGCUGAUCAUCUGUGCAGUUCACCCGAUCCCUGGAGAGUAUUAUUUCUUCUGGACCACCAAGCUCUCCAACCACGGCGGCCUGGAGGACUCGGAGUGGGUGCCCAUAGACAUCACCCUCUCCCUCCCUAUGUUCCUGCGGCUUUACCUCAUAUGCAGGGUCAUGUUACUACAUUCUAAGCUGUUUACGGAUGCGUCGUCGCGGAGUAUUGGGGCGCUCAACAGGAUCAACUUCAACACGCGGUUUGUUCUCAAGACUCUGAUGACGAUCUGCCCAGGCACGGUGCUACUCGUCUUCAUGGUCUCUCUGUGGAUCAUUGCCUCGUGGACACUACGCCAGUGUGAGAGGUAUCACGAUGAAGAACAUGCUAAUCUGCUUAACGCUAUGUGGCUCAUCGCUGUCACUAUAUUAUGUGUUGGGUACGGGGAUAUUGUUCCUAACACGUACUGUGGGAGGACCAUCGCUGUGGCUUGUGGAAUCAUGGUAAGUGGCCACUCUACCCUUGCCUCUUACCUGUCACUGCUCUCUCGCUCUCCCAACAGGUACCAUGACGCAGAACAUGCCAAUUUGUUGAACACCAUGUGGCUUAUAGCGAUCACAUUCUUGUCCGUGGGGUAUGGUGAUAUUGUCCCAAAUACUUACUGUGGGAGGGGUAUAGCGGUGACAACAGGCAUCAUGGGGGCCGGAUGCACUGCCUUAUUGGUCGCUGUGGUCUCACGUAAAAUGGAACUUAGCCGUGCCGAGAAACAUGUUCACAAUUUCAUGAUGGACACACAGUUAACGAAGAGGUUAAAAAACUCAGCCGCCAAUGUGCUGAGAGAGACGUGGCUCAUCUACAAGCACACCAAGCUAGUGAAGAAGGUGAACCACGGUAGAGUCCGCACUCACCAGCGCAAGUUCCUCCUCGCUAUUUACGCGCUGAGGAAGGUGAAGAUGGACCAGAGGAAGCUGAUGGACAAUGCAAACACCAUCACUGACAUGGCCAAGACUCAGAACACCGUGUAUGAGCUCGUGUCGGAUAUGAGCGGGCGUCAGGAUGUGUUGGACGAUAGGGUCAGCUCGCUGGAGGACCGCCUUACCUCCAUCCAGGAGUCCUUGGAUGCCAUCCCAGACGUCUUGGCACGGUGUCUGCAAAAGCACCAGGAGCUCCUGGACCAGCGGCGCCUCACCGGCCCAUCCUCCAACUCCCUCCAUCCUGACAUGGCGGCACGACCCGGUGGAUACCCGGUCCUCUCAGCGAGUCAGUCUCCGAGAAGUUCGAGUGUCUGGCAACAACAACAACAACAACAGCAACAACAGCCUCUGCCACAAGCCAGUGCGCCGCCGCUGUUCCCACGGACGGGUCUAAGUCCAACGUUGCCAGCGCUUACGGCGCCAGCGACUGCUGUAAAUAGCAUGUCAGGGGAGCGAUCGCCCCCCGCGCCAGGGUCGCUGAGCGCACAGUCGCUGCCCAAAUCGGAGGCGUGAAGUCAAGCCGUCCAACUGCGGGCAACAGCAGAAGUGAGAGUAGCAACCGAAGUUGUUUGUAGGCUACUGCUGAUGUCCGCAUCCUACUCGCUUCAAUACUCGCCACUACACCAUCAUCACCUCUACCAAAACCUUUCCACUCCUAUGGUCCACCACAUAUAUCGCUUAUUAUGGGUCCUCAGUGGCUGCUAUGUGGCCUGCUCACCCGCCACCGCCUCCUCCCAUUCAUGUCUGCAACCUCUUCUCUCCUCCCAUCACUCACUGCAUCAUGUGAUAUUAGACAAGACAAAUCAUGGUGGCAGGACAGCUGAAGAGUUCUGUUCACCCUCUACAGUUCAUGACACUUUUCUCCAGUGGCUCACUGAACUCCUAGCAAAGGUCGACGCCUAUUGUCGGGGGACUACUGUUCUUACAGGAUAACUGAACUCGUUAUAGAGUGAAGACUUUUCCUACCUAUACUCUCGCUGUAUCCGUCUGUACGUUGCUAGGAUGUUGCAACACUUCGAGAAUGACAAACAUCACUGCUGAGGGUAACAUUGCUCUUGGGCCAAAAUUAACACACCCUAACAGCUUUAAUUCCAUUAAUAUGGUUGUAACAGGAUUUUUAACGGAGGUCGGCGAUGCUUGUGAGGGUGUCAGCGGUCCCUGGUGGAUGUUAACACCCUCAGGAGAAAGUCGAUUGUUGUAAAGGAAAUAUAACAUUCCUUCAUGAAGGUUUAGACUCACAAAUGGACAGCAUCUCUCCCUCAUUUGUAGAAGACAUGCUCUAGAUGGAGACUAACGUCCCUGGUGGACGUAACAGCUUCGUGGGAUGUGUCUCAUAGUCCUUGAUGAGUCGUCUUUUGCUGGAAGAACACACCUGACGACAUAGAAGUCUUGGAGCAGAUAAGAUCACUUAUAGGGAAGAUGAUCCCAGCGCAUAAUGUUUUGUGUAAGACAACUUGAGCAUAAUAACUCUUUUAGAGUGAUGAGCAUAUUCAGUACCACAAUUCUUUCUCACAAGGUGCAUGUCUACAACACUUCUGGGUUAAUGUUCACGAUGCUUCACGGUGUAACUCCUCGACGUUCAUGAGUGUUUGUCUAUGAUACUCCCUGUAGUUUGUCUUCGCCAUCCCAUGAUGUACGUCCAAGACACUGUUAGGUGUAUGUAGACUCUACCCCAGGAAUAUAUAAAUUUUACACCCUGGUGUAUGUGUUUGACACAUCUGGGUACAUACUUAUAUGCGACACUUGACUGUUCAUCCUAGACACUUCCAGGAAUGUCGGGGAGAUACUCUCUGAAGAUAUAAAUGCCUACAUGAUAGCUAAUGCUCAUAGACUUAAAUAAGGAUGGCUUAUCCAUCAAGCGGAAUUUGACAGAUCACUACCUACAAGAUGUGAUGCAUAGUGAUGGUUCUAAAUAUGAAGAAGAACACUCUUUGGUGGAUGCUGAUGAUUUCUUGGGUUAAAAAAAAUGCGCCAGAGAGAAUGAAAUAUAAUUUAAAAAUGCAAGGGAUAAUCCUCAGACGUGUGCGUCAUCUCGUGAAUGAAACAAUAUGGACUAACCAGAGUGGAGAGAAUGCCUCCUGAUAAUAGACAGCACCUUCUGGGGGAGGAAGGACAGGACAGCCCCCUGGCGAUGGACAUGCUCCCUGGCGGGGCUGCCCAAGCCAGUAACACUGCUACAUAUCAGGCCAGAACCUAUCACAGGCUCUGGUGCUUUAUCCAAGCCCCUCCCACCCUCCUCCACCCUAACUACCUUGAUCCUCCCCCCUCCCCCCACACAUACCCAGUGUCCAGGUGCUUCUAUGGCCUAUAUACUGCUCUCAUGAACGAUAAAUCAGUGAGUGAUUAAUAUUUUGACACAGAUUACGAUGGUUAUAGUAUCUCGAACAUUAAAAGUGUUUUAUAUAUAUAUAUAUA